Molecule: messenger RNA, 1120 nt
Organism: Benincasa hispida (wax gourd)
Lineage: Eukaryota; Viridiplantae; Streptophyta; Magnoliopsida; Cucurbitales; Cucurbitaceae
Product: transcription factor MYB10-like
Source: RefSeq, a predicted model, not a curated record
UAUUACCAUAUUUUUUAAAUAUUCAAAUAUAUUCUUUACAAAUUCUAAUGAGAGAUAUAUGAGUUUAUAAUUAUUCCUCCACUUCAUACUCUCUCUUGUAAAAGACAUAAAAAUGGUACGAGCUCCUGUUGUUGAUAAGGAUGGUGUCAAGAGAGGAGCUUGGAGUUUAGAGGAAGAUGGAAAGCUCAGAGCUUACGUUGAGAAAUACGGCCCUUGUAAAUGGCGGGAGGUUCCCAGGCUUGCAGGGUUGAUGAGAUGUGGGAAGAGUUGUAGAUUGAGAUGGUUGAAUUAUCUUCGCCCGGGUCUUAAGCGAGGGAACUACACAAAUGAAGAGAAUGAUUUAAUCUACAAAUUGCAUCAAAAGCAUGGAAAUAGAUGGUCAAGGAUAGCUGCAAAACUACCCGGAAGAACAGACAAUGAGGUAAAGAAUCACUGGAAUGCUCACUUAAAGAAACAAGUGGAGUCAAAAGCAGAAUCAUCAUCAUCAAAACAUGAGGGAAAACAAAAGGAAUUAAGGUCCCAUGUUUAUGAAGCAAAAACAGAGGACUUUACGGAGUAUUGUUCCACAACAUUUGGGAUUGUGGAGAGCUCAUGUUUGUCCCAACAAACAUCUUCAUGUGAUGACAAUUUUGGGACAGAACUAAUUUGGGAAGUGGAAGAUUAUAAUAUUAAUCAGCUGCAGAUUGGGUACUACGAAGAUUUCUGGACAGAACCAUGCGUUUGGGAUCACAGUCAAACAAAUGUAUUCUCAGAAGAUUACGGAAUUGGAAUCUUUUCUCCUCAACAAUAUGAGACAACCUACGACCAUAAUUAUUGUGAUUUGUUCGGCUAGCUUCUUACCAUAAUUUCAUUCCGCUGUUUCUUCCUACUUUACUGGCGUUAUCUAUGAUCAUGCAUUUCGAAAUUGUACAUUAUUUUCUGUUGUUGUCCAUUCCGCCAAAAGUUUUCAAGCAUGUUUAGUUAGGUAAAACAGAAAAGCCCAAAAUGCUAUGGGACACCGUAGUGCAUAAAUUCCAAUUUGGGAAGUUUAUUGUCAAAGUGAACAGUUUAACGAAAAUUGUAUUGUAGUCCUUUGUAAGUUCCAAUUGUAAUGUCUCUACUUGUUAUAUACCCAAAAAAA